Diaporthe amygdali is the source of this 2466-nucleotide messenger RNA. RefSeq lists its product as uncharacterized. The transcript has a single exon. The record is from RefSeq and is a predicted model, not a curated record. Lineage: Eukaryota; Fungi; Ascomycota; Sordariomycetes; Diaporthales; Diaporthaceae. Bases 1 to 2466 code for a protein of 821 amino acids.
AUGGUCUUGUUGCCCUUGAUGCUCACCAUGGCGCUAUUCAGUAGCCUGCCUCUCUCAGUGAUCCUCGCAGGCUUGUUUCUCGCUUGGCUUGCUGAUGCUCAAACCGUCUAUGUCACCCAGACAGUAUUUACAGCAUGCGAGUGCUCUGAGUCCUCGUCGCAAUCCUCCCUGUUGUCAUUUGACAUUCCGGUAGGUAGCAUUGAGGCCCUUCAAGACCUCACGGCUAAUCAAACAAAGCCACUUACAAUCCCCACCGGCACCCCUGGCACGGCUUCUACUCCCGCGGUCGUCUCAAUUCUCGGAGGUUCGACGCCUGUGAUUGUUGUGCCUUCGCUUUGGACUUCAACUCUGACGGGCACUUUCCCAUCUCCUGGUGCUCCGUCGUCUGCAGCUCCAGCCCCAAUUUCUCUCUCCAUCGUAUCCUCGCCAUGGUCGGGGCCGUUGUCAAGUCUCCUAUCGAAUCCACCAGUGUCGACGUCCGCAGUACCCACGGUUGCUUCUGCAAUUUCUCUAUCCGGUGGCCUCGGACCACUGCUGUCCUCAAGCAUUUCAAAAGCCUUGACUGGAGCGUCUGUCAUUGGUUCUGGGGUUCCCGGCACCGACACAAGUAUCGAGGUGAUCUCGUCAAUGAUCGCCCCGACUGCUGCUUCUUCUGCCUUGACCACUUCAGGAAUCCCGGAAGCAUUGCCUGCGAAUCUUAGCCUCGACAGCGCCGAAAUGUCCCUUGCAUCGUCUGCGGCAUUGAUCAGUUUUGGCACUUCUUCACCCGCUGUCAUCUCAACAAUUCUACCUUCCAGCCUCACACUGGGAACAUCUUCGCGGAUCUUGACGACCUACUCGACCGUUGCUUUGAACGGUCUGUCGUUGACUGGUGUCACAGUUCUUGUUCCGCGCUCGCCAACGUCGUGCUAUGCACUCCCGACACCCUCGGCUUCAAUGGAUUUGGUCGCUGUAGCGGUCACUCCUCAAGACACAGUCGACUUGACCAAUCCCAUGAUUCUUUCGUUCGGAGAAAAUGCCACCAAUCCUCGAUACAUAGGAGCAUUUGCCAGUGGAGAAUCAUACAUUCUGGACUUAUCUCCAGACAAUCCUAUCAGUGGUCAGCUUGGUUUACAAAUACCAGGAGACAACGCGCUCGUGUUUGAGGGAUCUGGAAUGUCAUUAUACAAGGGAAACUGCAGCUUACUCUCGGAGGUAGUGAUCGACAAUUUCUACAGCCAAGUCGGUGCCAUCGGUGGAGCUGGUGCCAAGCACGCGUCAGCUGUGAUGGUCGAAAAGAGACAAGAUGCCUUGAACUCAAGCACGUUCACCGUCGAUAUAUCUGUCGACAAUUAUUUGAACACGCCUGAUUUCAGCCCUAGCCUAAGCUUCGGCAACUCUCUAUGUACUGUGGUGUCGAACGCUAUGGGCAGGACUGUGGACAACAUUACUUGGUCCUGUCUGUAUCCUCCACCCGAAGGUGGCGCGUCGGCUUGUGCAGCCAGGCUCAGUACGUGGCUGAGUGACAUCAACUCGCCAUCCACCGCUCCUCAGAACACCACUGAGGUUCUGGCAACGCUGAGUCCGUUCCUGGCACUGGCUGGCGACUCUCUUACUGAACUGUUCCCUGGCGCAGAUCCCGCUCUUGGCCUUGGUUUCGCGUUCAUGAGACAGGUUGAAAAUGCAGUUAAAGAAGCAGUGGGUGAUGUUGGAGCGGCGGCGUGCAACGUCAUGCACGGUUUCGACUCUGAUGAUCUCGUCAUUGAGGACAGUGGGCCACUGGGGACCAAGACCCUCGGCUCAUUUAUCACCGCUCCGCCACCUUCUCUGGCUAUCAAUCUCGCCGCAUCUGCAACGGCAUCGAUUGUCGAACUCCCACGCCGUAAGGCUAAUCCAACAGACAAUUUCCUGUUACAGAUCGCAACGGACUUCAAGUCUCUGUUCGCCCCAUUCAAUUCGUGGCUUCAUGGUCUUCCCACACUGGGCAUAUUUGGCAUUGAGGAGACAGGCAUGGUUCAUAUUCCAAUGCCAACAACGACUUACGCUCUCACCGCCACUGCUUCGACGACGACUAUGGCUUCCGCGCACGGUAUGGCCCAUAUCGAAGUGCCUACCCUUACGGUGACGCAUGUCCUCGGCGAAGGAUGGUUCUCCCCGAGUACCUAUGUAGUCGGUCCUGGCACGACCCCGAGCUUAGGAUUCCCGGCCUUCGACAUGCAUCGGUUCGCCAGUGACAUCAGCUCUAGUGUUACAUCUCCUUCCCUCGCCAGCUCAUCAUCAGCCAACAUCAUUGACAAUAUAGCAGCCCAUUUGGCGGCGAUGGAUGGUGAUCCAGGUGUACGGGCGGAAUGGCAUGCGGAUUGGCCAAGCCAGCUUCUUGACCAGGGUGGAACCACGACUACCACGGGAGCCGCAAUGGGCUAUGACGGACAUAUUGUCUUAGUCACGACUACCGUUACUGAAUGGAUGGGUUCCGGUGGUGACUGA